Trematosphaeria pertusa is the source of this 1004-nucleotide messenger RNA. RefSeq lists its product as uncharacterized. The record is from RefSeq and is a predicted model, not a curated record. The coding region runs from base 172 to 903 and encodes 243 amino acids. NCBI's taxonomy places the organism in Eukaryota, Fungi, Ascomycota, Dothideomycetes, Pleosporales, Trematosphaeriaceae. The transcript has 3 exons.
GCUCCUCGUCCUCAUUCUUCUCUGCUGCAGCUUACUCCGAGGGCACCGAACCCCCUCGAGCCCUCCAUUCCAUCUUAUCAAUCACCUAUUUAAUCAACCUACUAAUCGCUCAUCCCUUCUUUUCCGCUCUUCUUCGCUCUUCCAGCUGUUCCGCGAGUACCCCUUCUCAUCAUGCAAGCCUCACGAGCGUCCUCCCGCGCCCUCGCGGCCAUUGCUGCUGGCAGCAAGCAGACACGCAGCCUUCAUAUGACGGGGCCAGCGACCUUCUCCUCCCUUCUCACGUCUGAGCGGCCUGCGCUCAACCUCCCCCGCGACCUCGCUAGUCUCCGCGCGGAAUGCCAGAAGCGCAAGCUCCCCACCUCCGGCACAAAGGAUGAGCUCACAUCCCGCCUGUCCGCCCACGAGCUAGCCAACACACGCGCAUUCAGCACCGCCGUCCAAGACUCGAAGCGGCCCAUUCCGGACCCUACCGCGGUCGGAAAGACAGUCCGCCAUUUCAACACAAGCCGCAGUCUCAAGGCUGUGAAUGACACCUCCACAAUCGACUUCGCGUUUCUUCCCGACUUCGACCCUGAUGCCGGAAGCUCGCCGGUUAACAUUCGGGUGCCCAUGGUCGGACUGGCCACUGCGUCAAGUUCCGAACAAAUAGCUGCUGCUGAGGAAGCCGAGGAAGAGGUUAUGCGCCCUCAAAUCGUGACUGUCGCCGCUGACGGAACCCACAUCUACGCCCCGGCCGCCAUGUCCGAAGUGUCCGACAACAACACCAUAGACUUUCAGGGCAUGGCGAGCCAAGUCGCUAGCAAGUUGGCGAAGCCAGUGGAAGAGGGCGCCGGAAUGGCGCGCCAGCUCUGGGGCGGUCUGGUAGACGACAUCCUUGGUCCCAAGGGUCCCAGCGCUGCCUAGUCCGAUAUCAGCAUACUAUUACCAUUCGGGAAAGCGCCGGAACUCUCUGCUCUGGUGCCACUCAAACGUUUACGCGGUGAAGCAAGCGGAUCGUCCCCCCC